AUGGACACCAGCAAGAAGACAGAACCCCCUUUAUCUGUAGAAAUGGUACAACAAAGGGCCAAUCCUGAUCGCAGUCCUUCAGCAUCAGUUUAUGUUCCAGAGCAAGGUGGCUACAAAGAGAAAUUUGUAAAUGCUGUGGAAGAUAAGUAUAAAUGUGAAAAAUGUCACCUCAUCUUAUGCAAUCCUAAGCAGACUGAAUGUGGACACAGAUUUUGUGAGACCUGCAUGAAUGCCUUGCUAAGUUCUUCUAGUCCAAAAUGUACAGCGUGUCAAGAAAGCAUAGUAAAAGAUAAGGUAUUUAAAGAUAAUUGUUGCAGGAGAGAGCUACUUGCCCUUCAGAUCUACUGCAGAAAUGAAAACAAGGGCUGUAAAGAACAGCUGUCUUUGGGUCAGUUACUGUUGCAUUUGAAAACUGAUUGUCAGUUUGAAGAACUCUCAUGUCCUCGUGCUGAUUGCAAAGAAAAAAUACUGAGAAAAGAUUUGCCAGACCAUGUAGAGAAGACCUGUAAAUACCGGGAGACAACCUGUAAAUACUGUAAAAGCCAAGUCCCAAUGAUUAUGUUGCAGAAACAUGAAGAUACAGACUGCCCGUGUGUCAUGGUUUCAUGUCCUCAUAAAUGUAGUGUUAAAACACUCAUGAGGAGCGAGUUGAAUGCACAUUUGUCAGAAUGUAUUAAUGCCCCAAGUACCUGUAGUUUUAAGCGUUAUGGCUGCACUUUUCAGGGAACAAAUCAACAAAUUAAAGCACAUGAAGCCAGCUCAGCAGUGCAGCAUGUUAACUUAUUGAAAGAGUGGAGCAAUGCUCUAGAAAAUAAGGUGGCCUUGCUCCAGAAUGAAAGUUUGGAAAAGAACAAGAGUAUACAAACUUUACAUAAUCAGAUUUGUAGCUUUGAAAUAGAAAUUGAAAGACAGAAGGAAAUGCUGCGGAAUAAUGAAUCUAAAAUACUUCAUUUACAGCGAGUAAUAGACAGUCAAGCAGAGAAACUGAAGGAGCUGGACAAAGAAAUCCGUCCCUUCCGACAAAACUGGGAGGAGGCUGACAGCAUGAAGAGCAGUGUAGAAUCCCUCCAGAACAGAGUGACUGAGCUGGAAAGUGUUGAUAAAACUGCGGGGCAAGGAGCUCGAAAUACAAGCCUACUAGAGACACAGCUGAGCAGACAUGACCAGAUGCUGAGUGUUCACGAUAUUCGGCUGGCUGAUAUGGACCUCCGAUUCCAGGUGUUAGAAACUGCCAGUUACAAUGGAGUAUUAAUUUGGAAAAUUCGAGAUUACAAACGUCGGAAGCAAGAGGCAGUCAUGGGGAAGACUCUGUCCUUGUACAGCCAACCCUUUUACACUGGAUACUUUGGCUACAAGAUGUGUGCCAGAGUUUACCUUAACGGAGACGGCAUGGGAAAGGGGACGCACUUGUCACUGUUUUUUGUCAUAAUGCGUGGAGAAUACGAUGCGUUGCUUCCCUGGCCGUUCAAACAGAAAGUGACUCUCAUGCUGAUGGAUCAGGGGCCAUCUCGACGCCACUUAGGAGAUGCUUUCAAGCCAGAUCCAAACAGCAGCAGUUUCAAGAAGCCAACUGGAGAAAUGAACAUUGCAUCUGGCUGCCCAGUCUUUGUGGCUCAAACUGUUCUAGAGAAUGGAACGUAUAUUAAAGAUGAUACUAUUUUUAUUAAAGUCAUAGUGGAUACAUCGGAUCUACCAGACCCCUGA
This is a messenger RNA of Indicator indicator, 1704 nucleotides long. It is a transcript of the gene TRAF3, whose product is annotated as TNF receptor associated factor 3. The record is from RefSeq and is a predicted model, not a curated record. Gene Ontology annotation, biological process: regulation of cytokine production; positive regulation of JNK cascade; innate immune response. The transcript has 10 exons. Gene Ontology annotation, cellular component: plasma membrane signaling receptor complex. NCBI's taxonomy places the organism in Eukaryota, Metazoa, Chordata, Aves, Piciformes, Indicatoridae. Gene Ontology annotation, molecular function: tumor necrosis factor receptor binding; zinc ion binding. The coding region runs from base 1 to 1704 and encodes 567 amino acids.